AUCUUUGUAAGACCCGCCCUCUGCCACCAGUGCUACAUACAUACAUACUGUACAAGCCCGCAGGAAGAAACAGAGAGUAAGAGUUACCGGGUAGAAGGAAGAGGACUGAGUGAAAGUGAGUUCAGAGGGAGGAAGUGAAAGCGAAGAAGCUUAGUUUCGACAAAGCUGCCAAUCUAAUCCAGCCUCGCAGUUGGUAUUGACCUCUUAGCCUGCUGAGGUGAGGUGCGUCAUCCAAACAUGUCUAGUGAGUUUGAGCUGCCCUUCCGGUCGGACACCCAGCUGACGGAGGUGAUGCGCCUGCGGGUUCAGUCUCUGCAGCAGCGCGGCCUGAAGAGGCAGGACGGUGAGCGCCUGCUGCAGCCCAACGAGGCCGUAUACCGACUUGACUUCUCCAAGCAGUCUCUCCGAUUCUCCCAUUGGACGGUGCAGCUGGCCCAGACGGGUCGCCUCACCAUCACGGCCACCUCGCAGCUCUGGACGCCUGACCUCACCAACUUGAUGACCCGUCAGCUGCUGGAGCCCGUUGGGACUUUCUGGAGGGCGCCCGGUGACGCCCGCGAUGCACCUGUCAAUUGCCACGAGGCUGACGCACAUGAGUUUGGUGAGAGGAUCGCCGAGAUGGCGAAGGUAAGGAAGGUGAUGUACUUCCUGUUUGCAUUUUCAGAAGGCUGCAGCCCUGAGACUGUCGACUGCUCCAUCACCUUCACAGUGGACAGUUGAGAUUUGAAAUCAAUAUCUUGGACAGACGCUUGUUACCUCAUCUAUGCUUGUUCUGUGCUUGUGUGCUUUUAGUUAAAGAAAUAAUGUUAAUUUUAGGUUAAAUCUGCAUAUUUUCUAUGUGUGACUGUUGUAGAAGAGAAAGCAUUCAAUGUCACAAAACCUAAAAACAAGAUUGCAUUGUUUUCUUUCACCUUUCUUCAUCAUUUUGCAGUCAAACUCAUUACAUUUAUGCAAAUAUAACUUACUUAUUUAUACAUUUGUAUCCCAUAAUAUUGGGCAUUCAUACAAUUAAAUAAAUC
Thunnus maccoyii (southern bluefin tuna) is the source of this 1019-nucleotide messenger RNA. RefSeq names its product olfactory marker protein-like. Gene Ontology annotation, biological process: signal transduction; sensory perception of smell. The transcript has a single exon. NCBI's taxonomy places the organism in Eukaryota, Metazoa, Chordata, Actinopteri, Scombriformes, Scombridae. Bases 238 to 720 code for a protein of 160 amino acids. The record is from RefSeq and is a predicted model, not a curated record.